CUACAGCUACAGCUAGGAACAACGUGUGUGCCGGCUUAGAAGGCCAGUGCGGUCAUGGUAAAUGUGUUGUAUCUGACAACGAGCCGUACUGCGAGUGUGAUGAAGGUUAUACCGGAGAAUAUUGCACUACAGCUACAGCAAGGAACAACUUGUGUGCCGACUUCGAAGGCCAGUGUGGUCAUGGUAAAUGUGUUGUGUCUAACAACGAGCCGUACUGCGAGUGUGAUGAAGGUUAUACCGGAGAAUAUUGCACUACAGCUACAGCAAGGAACAACUUGUGUGCCGACUUCGAAGGCCAGUGUGGUCAUGGUAAAUGUGUUGUGUCUAACAACGAGCCGUACUGCGAGUGUGAUGAAGGUUAUACCGGAGAAUAUUGCACUACAGCUACAGCAAGGAACAACUUGUGUGCCGACUUCGAAGGCCAGUGUGGUCAUGGUAAAUGUGUUGUGUCUAACAACGGGCCGUACUGCGAGUGCGAUGAAGGUUAUACCGGAGAAUUUUGCACUACAGCUACAGCUAAGAACAACCUGUGUGCCGGCUUCGAAGGCCAGUGUGGUCAUGGUAAAUGUGUUGUGUCUAACAACGGGCCGUACUGCGAGUGCGAUGAAGGUUAUACCGGAGAAUUUUGCACUACAGCUACAGCUAGGAACAACUUGUGUGCCGGCUUCGAAGGCCAGUGUGGUCAUGGUAAAUGUGUUGUAUCUGACAACGAGCCGUACUGCGAGUGCGAUGAAGGUUAUACCGGAGAAUUUUGCACAUCCUGCCUGCAGCCGAAACAGCAAGGGGGGCUAUUGGAAGCCACGGACGAUCGAUAUCCGGCCAGACCAUGCGGCGACGACUUCAGACCCGAGGACUCCGGUGCUGUCGUCCUGCGGUUGGCCCAGUCCUCACUAUCCGCCACAGACAACAGAGGUUAUCCUGUGCCCAGCACCGGCUUCAUUGGACAUGGAGGCAGUGGAGAAACAUUCUUUUCUCUGACGAGAGUCAGCAACGCGGAUACAGGAGUCAGAAUCUGGAGGAGUAAUGGCGAACGAAACGCAGACCUCAACAUGAUGGAAGUCGACGUCUGGGGUGGCCCUUGUGACAUGAUCUGGGCUGCCAUUGGACUAAAUCACCAGGUCGACCCUGUCGUCUUCCGAAACCUCGGACGCAAGCGUGAAAAUGGAAUCAACGCCCAACGUUACAUCAGCAUGGUGCUAAGGCCGGCGGUCCUCCCCUAUGUCCAGCAACACCACCACUUGGUGUUCCAGCACGACAACGCUUGA
Aplysia californica (California sea hare) is the source of this 1265-nucleotide messenger RNA. Its product is annotated as tenascin. NCBI's taxonomy places the organism in Eukaryota, Metazoa, Mollusca, Gastropoda, Aplysiida, Aplysiidae. Gene Ontology annotation, molecular function: nucleic acid binding. The record is from RefSeq and is a predicted model, not a curated record. Gene Ontology annotation, biological process: positive regulation of cell population proliferation; epidermal growth factor receptor signaling pathway; positive regulation of mitotic nuclear division.